Phyllotreta striolata is the source of this 3060-nucleotide messenger RNA. The record is from the annotation of a GenBank genome assembly. Lineage: Eukaryota; Metazoa; Arthropoda; Insecta; Coleoptera; Chrysomelidae.
AUGCGCGAUAAAAAUUUUCCUCUGAAGAAAAUCCCGAACGAUGCGGAAACAGGUGUACCGACGACGGUCGAUUUGGAGAACAAUUCCAGUCAAAAGAAGUACACGGUGAACCAAUCGAACAAUAAAGGACUGGUGAUAUCGAAGCCUCUGUGCCUCCUGAUGGGAAUCGGCGCUUUGCUGUUGGCCAUUUUGGUGGGCCUUGUGGUGUUUUUCCUGGUGCCUCAAUAUUGCAACGGGGAGAAGCCCCCCGAGGCUCUGACCCACGUCCAAACGUCGAGUGAUAAUGUUAAAGUGGAGAGUAAGGCUGAUGAUGAUGAUGAUGAUAUCGACGAGAGGUUGCCGAGGAGCAUAGAACCCAGGCAUUAUGAGAUAAAAAUCCUGCCAGAUCUCCGCAACUUCACCACCGAAGGCUCCAUCACGAUGACUUUACAAGUCCUGCAAACCACCGACGAGAUCCAAUUCCACCUGCAAGGCAUCGAAAUCUCCCAGGAAUCCGUCAGAAUCACCUCCACCGGCGACACACCAGAUAACAUCGAAAUCACCAACCAGGAGUACUUACCGGGCGAUAAAUAUCGAAUAAAAUUGAACCAAAACUUAGCCUCCGAUGGGAUCUACGAAUUGUACGCGGAGUAUACCGGUAGACUCGGCGAACACCUGCAGGGAUUCUACGGAAUUCACUACAACGAUGCGAAUGGAAGAGAAAGGACAAUGGCUAGCACACAAUUCUCGCCGGUAGAAGCCAGAAAAGCCUUCCCGUGCUUCGACGAACCAUCGUUCAAAUCCACCUUCAAAAUAAUCCUAGCCAGACCCUCCGACAUGUCCACUCUAUCCAACAUGCCUCUACUAACCUCCACUCCAAUCGAACAACCCACCAACAAAUCGAAGAAAUCCAUCGCCACUAACGAUGGAUGGUACUGGGACGAGUACCAGACCACCCCGAAGAUGUCCACCUAUCUGGUGGCCUUCAUGGUGCACGAUUUGAAGCCCUACGAGACCCCCGAGGGGCCGAUGAAGUUCUGGUCGCGCGACCAGCUGGUCCCUUUCGCUGCCUAUGCAGCCCGAAUCGGUCCGAAGAUCCUGCGCUACUUCGAAGGCUACUUUAACUCCAAGUUCCCGCUGGAGAAGAUCGACGUGGUGGCCGUGCCUUCGUUCGGAUUCAGCGCCAUGGAGAAUUGGGGUCUCAUCACCUUCAGGGAGAGUAGCCUCCUCUACGAUUCCAACUCGUCUACUGUGGAGGAUAUCAGUAAUAUAGCGAAAGUGUUUGCGCACGAAUUGGCCCACCAGUGGUUCGGGAAUUUGGUGACGCCGAGGUACUGGAACGAUCUGUGGUUGAAGGAGGGCUUCGCUAACUACAUGGCGUUUUUGGGCGUGAACGAGGUCGAACCUAGCUGGAAGUUUCCCGAGGAAUUCGUGCUGACUUACACUGAAGCGGCGCUGCAAAACGACGCCUUGGAGUCCUCCAGACCAUUGUCGUUUGAUGAGGCGAAGAACAGCCGGCAGAUCCGCGAGUUAUUCGACGGUAUAUCCUACAGCAAAGGCGCUGCGAUAGUACGAAUGAUGAACCACUUCCUGGGCGAAUCGACGUUCCGCCAAGGCCUCGUCAACUACCUGAAGAAGUACCAAUACAGCAACGCUGAUCGAAGUGAUCUAUUUGCAAGUUUCACCGAAGAAGCGCACAAGAAUGAGGUGUUGCAACCCGACGAGAACGUGGAAACCAUCAUGGAAACUUGGACCAAAACCGCCGGUCUACCAGUCAUCAACGUCCAACCAGAUUACGACCGAGGUGUACUACAAUUAACCCAGAAACGGUUCUACUACAGCGGUAAAGCCGACGAAGACACCGCUUGGUGGGUACCAAUCUCUUUCGCUACCAACGCAUCGGGUGCUCCGGAUUUCAACGAUACUUCUCCGAAGUUCUGGAUGAGAGGCGAGCGAGCGAUCGCCGUAGAAGUCAACGUGACGAGGCACGAUUGGUACUUGCUGAAUUUGGAGCAAACCGGGUACUUUAUAGUGAAUUACGACGCGGAUAAUUGGAGGAAAUUGGCGGGUGAUAUCAUGAAAAUGCCGCCGUUGGUGCGGGCGCAAUUGAUAUCGGAUUCGAUGGAUUUGGCGAGAGCUGGUUUGUUGGUGUAUGAUGUACCGUUGAUGAUGAUCGCUAAUAUGGCGAUACAAGAUGAUAAUAUCAUGUAUAUACCUACUAAAGUGACGUUCGCGAAGCUGAAGUAUCUGAGCGAUAUUUUAUCGGACACGCCGGCUUUCGGUUUGUUCGAGCAUUACCACAAGAAUAUAUUCCAAGAAACCUACAAGAGAGUGACGUUGGACGAUCGCGUGCACGAGCACCUGACGAGGAAAAUUCGAAUGACGGUCCUGGAAUGGUCCUGCAGGAGUCCUGAUAGCAGGUGUACGCAUUUGGCCAAAACGUCCUUCAGGAAUUGGAUUGUUAGAGGAAAGAACGUGGAAAGCAACCUCAGGAGCAUCGUGUACUGCACGGCCAUCAGGGAAGGCGGCGAAAUCGAAUGGGACUUCGCCUACAAGAAAUACUUGGAAUCGACGUCGGCGUCGGAGAAGGACGCCAUUUUGGACGCUUUGGGUUGCACCUCGCUCAAAUGGCUGUUGUCCAGAUACUUGGAUAAACUUUUGUCCGAUCGCAGCAUAACCAUCCAGGACGCCGAUAGGCUCUUUAAUUCGGUGGUGGAGAACAAAGUUGGCACGCAGAUCGCCUUCGAUUUCCUCAGGAAGAACUGGAACGCCAUUAUCAAACACCACGGAAACGGAUUCAACAUCGUAUCCAAAAUGAUACUGAAGCUGGGAGAUCAUUUGUCCACCGAAUUCCAAUUAUCCGAGCUUAUUAGAUUCAGAGAUGGUACGAAGGAUAAAUUGACGACGGGAUCGUUUGCGAUCGCCAUCGAUAAAGUGAAGGCGAACGUGGAAUGGAUGAGGAAAAAUUACCAGCCGGUGAAGGAGUGGCUGGAGAACAACAGGGAUCUGAGGUCGACGGUGAUCGAGAGAUUGAAGUACGAGAGUUACUUGCAAAGUCAGGGGGCCGCGCGAGGGGCGUAG